AGCUGGAAUCCGCGGAGGGGGCGCGGUGGGCGCGGUGGGCCUGAGCACCGGCCACCCACCCUGCGCUCCGGACCCGCACCCUCGGCUCGGAGCCGGCGCCUUCCCGGCGCGCCGUCGGCCGCCCACUCGCCUCUACCCCGCAGCCCGCGUACUCUGCGGAAGAAGCUGCAGGCAGCCGUGACGCGUCAGGGAGGAAACGCCGGCGCCCGGCGGCCCUGCCGGGAAGGAGGAAGCGCGAGUGCGCCCGGCGCCCAGCGCCUGCCGUGUUGGGAGAUAGCACCGCGGAGCCGGUUGAUUUAGAAGAAGGGAUGUGUGCAGCAGUACCAUAAGAAAUCGAGGGACAACGUGUCCAAGCCAGGCUCUCAGAUCGGAGCUCGAGCUCUGUUCACAUCACAGUGCUGCCAUCCAAAGCUCUGUGACCAUGCGAAAGUACUCCACAUAGCCUAGGUUUCUUCAUGUGUAAAACCAGGAUGAUGAUACUUCACGAGUUCCUGUGAAGAUUAACUGAUGUGUUAGAUGUUGCAUGAUGGAAUCUGAACAUUACCUCAAGAAGUUUUAUGUUUUGGAUUAGCUGAUUGGGUUUGUCCGCUGCUGACUGUUUCUUCGGACUCAUUUUUUUGGUGUCCUUUCGAGGCCAUACACCCAAAGGGGUUAUACCAUGGACCACAAGGAAAGCUGCCCGAGUGUAAGCAUUCCCAGCUCCGAUGAACACAGAGAAAAAAAGAAGAGGUUUACUGUUUAUAAAGUUCUGGUCUCAGUGGGCACGAGUGAGUGGUUUGUCUUCAGGAGAUAUGCAGAAUUUGAUAAGCUUUACAAUACUUUAAAAAAACAAUUUCCUGCUAUGGCCCUGAAGAUUCCUGCCAAGCGAAUAUUUGGUGACAAUUUUGAUCCUGAUUUUAUCAAACAAAGAAGAGCAGGACUAAAUGAAUUCAUUCAGAACUUAGUUAGGCACCCAGAACUUUACAACCAUCCAGAUGUCAGAGCAUUCCUUCAAAUGGACAGUCCAAAACAUCAGUCAGAUCCAUCUGAAGAUGAAGAUGAAAGAAGUACUCAGAAGCUACACUCUACCUCACAGAAUAUCAACCUGGGACCAUCUGCAAAUCCUCAGAUACUACGCUUCCCUCACCCUUUUGGUCCACUUAAACAUGCUAAACCAACAGACUUUGAUUUCUUGAAAGUUAUUGGAAAAGGCAGCUUUGGCAAGGUUCUUCUUGCAAAACGGAAACUGGAUGGAAAAUUUUAUGCUGUCAAAGUGUUACAGAAAAAAAUAGUUCUCAACAGAAGAGAGCAAAAACAUAUCAUGGCUGAACGUAAUGUGCUCUUGAAAAAUGUGAAACAUCCAUUUUUGGUUGGAUUACAUUAUUCUUUCCAAACAACUGAAAAGCUUUAUUUUGUUCUGGAUUUUGUUAAUGGAGGGGAGCUGUUUUUUCACUUACAAAGAGAACGGUCCUUUCCUGAACACAGAGCAAGGUUUUAUGCUGCUGAAAUUGCCAGUGCAUUGGGUUACUUGCACUCCAUCAAAAUUGUGUAUAGAGACUUGAAACCAGAAAAUAUUCUUUUGGAUUCAAUAGGACAUGUUGUCUUAACAGAUUUUGGGCUUUGUAAAGAAGGAAUUGCUAUUUCUGACACCACCACAACAUUUUGUGGGACACCAGAGUAUCUAGCGCCUGAAGUAAUCAGAAAACAGCCCUAUGACAAUACAGUAGAUUGGUGGUGCCUCGGUGCUGUUCUGUAUGAAAUGCUGUACGGAUUGCCUCCUUUUUAUUGCCGAGAUGUUGCUGAAAUGUAUGACAACAUUCUUCACAAGCCCCUAAAUCUAAGGCCAGGAGUGAGCCUCACAGCUUGGUCCAUUCUGGAAGAACUCCUAGAAAAAGACAGGCAAAAUCGGCUUGGUGCCAAAGAAGACUUUCUUGAAAUUCAGAAUCAUCCCUUUUUUGAAUCACUCAGUUGGACUGACCUUGUACAAAAGAAGAUUCCACCACCCUUUAAUCCUAAUGUGGCAGGACCAGAUGACAUUCGGAACUUCGAUGCUGCAUUUACAGAAGAAACGGUUCCAUAUUCUGUGUGUGUGUCUUCUGACUAUUCUAUAGUGAACGCCAGCGUACUGGAGGCUGAUGAUGCAUUCGUUGGUUUCUCUUAUGCACCUCCUUCAGAAGACUUAUUUUCAUGAAUAUUUUGCCACCGAAAACCCAUUGAGCAAAUUUCAGCCUAUGUACAGAUGGAACUGAAACUCCUGUUUGUGUGAAUAUCUUCAAAUAUGUAUAACUAGUGCCUCAUUUUUACAUGUAAUAUUAACAACUAUGAAAAAUGUAUUUUCUGCUGUAUGCAAGAGAAUAGGGCAUUUCAAAGAGCUAAGCUUUGAAUUAAAAUUUGUAUUCUUGUUUAUUAAGCUUAUUUUUAAACAGAAAUUUUAAAAAGCUAUUGUUCUUAGCAUUAACCUAUUUUUAAAGAAAACCUUUUUGCUGAUGACUGUUUUUUCCCUCUAAGUUUACACUAACAUCUACCCAAGAUAGAUUUUUCAACAGUCUAUUUCAGUUCAGUUAACAUAUUUUAAUGCCUUUAUAACUCUACUUUGACCUUUGUCCUCUGAACAGAACUAUGCAAUUGCUUAUGGUUGCUUAAGAAGAAACCAUAUUUGUCUCUAAUAAAUCACUGCUUGCCAUAAUCAGUUCUUGGUGGGAUUACAAUGUAGGAGCAAAGUUAACACACUGGCUGCUAAUUAACACUUUGAAUAACUGUUCAUUCUACAGAUCAAAUUACAAAAUAACAAAAGGAAAUCCUUUGCUUUUGAAAUACCAAUUUAAAUUUGUGAAUUAUUUUUCCUCUGGAGUAAAAGUAAAUGUUUAAUAGUUGACAUUUUAAAUAUUCCCAAAGAUCUGACGGGUAAUAAACUACUGCUGGGGCUUUUUGUAAGGUGGUGCCAAAAUGAAUGUCUCUGUGUCAUGUAUUUAUAUCACAAAUACAUUCUAUUUAUGUUC
This is a messenger RNA of Phyllostomus hastatus (greater spear-nosed bat), 2978 nucleotides long. Its product is annotated as serine/threonine-protein kinase Sgk3. The transcript is spliced from 19 exons. Gene Ontology annotation, biological process: protein phosphorylation. Gene Ontology annotation, molecular function: phosphatidylinositol binding; protein serine/threonine kinase activity; ATP binding. NCBI's taxonomy places the organism in Eukaryota, Metazoa, Chordata, Mammalia, Chiroptera, Phyllostomidae. Bases 659 to 2170 code for a protein of 503 amino acids. The record is from RefSeq and is a predicted model, not a curated record.